GAUCAAUCAUCCUCCUUCCUCCUCUUCAUUUCGAGCAACCGAAAACAUUUCAUUCCUUUCCCCCCUUUCCUUUCCUUCCCUUCCCUUCCCUUCCCCUUCCAUUCUCCCUGUUUCCCCUCACUUCCAAACAAACAAACAAACAAGCCGUAAAAGUCAGAACUUCUUUCCUUUUAAUUUCCUGUCUCUCAUCUUACCUCUAGAUGUCUGAACCCUAACCACCGAAUCCUAAACUUAUAGUCGACAUUUUAGGAUAGUCACCUCCAUCGCCGACGGCCAACUGCCAGCUACCGACGUUGCGAUCAUCGCCUACGAUUUGGCCGUCUCCUUCACAUGAAUAUCUUCUUCCUUUUUCUUAUUCACAAUCAUCAUCUCCCUUCUCUCUAUCGUCGCUGGUGACUACCCCCAUCACGGCCUGUGAUUGCCUAACCUCGUUUCGCAUUUUCCCUAUUUCCCAUCACAGUUGGGAAAUCGAUAAUUUAUUUGAUUAAUUUUCAUCUGUUUUAGCCAUUAGGUGGUGUGAUCGCAUCACUCCUAUUUCCUCCGUCCGUCAAUAUGGAAUUUGAGGUAAAUGGUGAUGCCAAUGGUGUGGUGGUGGGAACUGUUGAGUUGGAAGAUAGCAGAGCAGGUGAUGAAAAUGAAAUUGUUAUAAAUUCUGCUGAAGAGGAUUUUCAACAAGAUCAGGAUGAUAAAGUGGAUAAAGAGUCUUUAGGUAAGGAUGCAAUUCUGGAUGGAGUUCCAUCUAUAGCUAUGGUUCCAGCAGAUGAGCCCUAUGUGGGACAGGAAUUUGAAUCUGAAGCAGCUGCACAUGCAUUUUACAAUACUUAUGCUACACGUGUGGGAUUCAUCAUCCGUGUCAGCAAACUCUCUCGAUCAAGGCGUGAUGGAUCUGCCAUUGGUCGGGCACUUGUUUGUAAUAAAGAGGGUUACAGAAUGCCUGACAAGCGAGAAAAAAUUGUAAGACAAAGGGCGGAGACGAGGGUUGGCUGCAGAGCAAUGAUUUUGGUGAGGAAAGUAAGUUCUGGUAAAUGGGUUGUUACAAAGUUUGUUAAGGAGCACACUCAUCCUUUAACACCUGGUAAAGGCCGAAGGGAUUGCAUUUAUGAUCAGUAUCCGAAUGAACACGAUAAAAUCCGUGAACUAUCGCAGCAGCUAGCUCUAGAGAAAAAGAGGGCAGCGACGUAUAAAAGGCAUUUGGAAUUGAUAUUUGAACAGAUUGAGGAGCAUAAUGAGAGUCUGUCAAAGAAGAUCCAACGCAUAGUGGAUAGUGUGAGAGAGAUGGAAAACAGAGAGCAGCAGAGUCGUGUAUAAAUCCAGUAAAUUUCGCUCUUUUUUUUUUUGCUAAAAUGCAAAAUUUAGAAUUGGUAUACAGAAUGCUGUUGGGUAGCAACAGAUUCUCAUGGGUUAGAUGCCACAUGCUGACUUUCUCUUUCUUAGAUUUCCAGUUAGUUUACACAUUGUGAAAAUGCGUUGAGUUAGCAGAUUCAUUUGGGUAUUUAGUAUAAUUAUGCUCCAAUUUUUGGAGCACAUGACGGGUAAGAAAAAUAGAGAGUUGAUGUAUAGUUCUCCAAUCCCAUGAUUGCACGGUUGUGCAAAAAAUGUGAAAAUGGUCUUACUGAAAAGGGCAUCAUUGUGUCCCUUGGAAGCUCAACAUUGCAUUCCAUUGCCAUUUAUGUAGAAUUUCAUUUCAGGUUCUUGUUUA
Hevea brasiliensis (rubber tree) is the source of this 1699-nucleotide messenger RNA. Its product is annotated as protein FAR1-RELATED SEQUENCE 6. NCBI's taxonomy places the organism in Eukaryota, Viridiplantae, Streptophyta, Magnoliopsida, Malpighiales, Euphorbiaceae. The record is from RefSeq and is a predicted model, not a curated record. The transcript has 3 exons. Bases 553 to 1308 code for a protein of 251 amino acids.